AUGCAGUGGUCUUUUUGCACUGCGCACUUCCACUGGAGACCGCUUAUGGCUUCUGUGAGGGGCUCUUGUGGCGCUUUCCCUCGCCUCGCCAGUUCCCAGUGUGGUCCCCUUCAGGCUGGUUCAAGAGCUACAGCGGCUGUAGUGCCUGUUGGGUUGAGUGCGGGUCCAAAUGGUUCUGAGCAGCUGCCUCUUCAUAGGGUUUCGUCCCGCCGAAUUUGCCCCCCUGGGUAUCUGACGGGGUUGCAAGGCCAGCGCCGCUUCUUUGGUGUGAGUGGGAGCUAUGGGUACGGGGCUUUCUACAGGGGAGAGGCCGAUCUAGAAGCACAGAGUAAUGUUCGGCUUCAGAGGCUGGAUACGGAGGAGAUACCGAAGAAAGGAAGUAUGACGCUCAAGAUGCCUGAAACGGUUGCAGUGCUUGCCGCUGAGGGAGCCCUACGAAGGCCACUGGGGCGCCCGGGGGUGUCUAUGUACCACCACCAUGUGCCCAAUAGGCCCGAAAAAUGUCUCGUUUUUUUUUCCGCCACUGCGCGAGAGGUGGGGGAGCCCGCUGCUGCUGCUAUUGUAUCCAUGCUGCAGCAGCGAGAAAGAGGAGUUGCAACGCAGCUGGUGCUUGACGGAAGAGGGGUGAAAGCCUAUUUUGACCCAGAAUGGCCGGACCUUAUGAUAAGGCUUGGGGUUGGUGUAAAACCGCUUGCGCUGCGGCGUUUGAUGGAGCAGUAUGCAACGAAGGCUAGAAUUUUUGUUGACAAAAGAGGGCUCUUGCUCACAGUGCACGGCUGGGACAAAAGGGCAGUUGGAACCCUCACAAUGGAGCUGUAUAGACACAUCAAGGCAAAUCCUUACACUGGGAAGGGGGCACGCAUUGCAUUCCACCCCAUAAAAAAGAAAGUAUCUACCAAAAAGUAG
Eimeria necatrix is the source of this 906-nucleotide messenger RNA. RefSeq lists its product as hypothetical. Gene Ontology annotation, biological process: translation. Gene Ontology annotation, cellular component: ribosome. The coding region runs from base 1 to 906 and encodes 301 amino acids. Gene Ontology annotation, molecular function: structural constituent of ribosome; rRNA binding. The transcript has 4 exons. The record is from RefSeq and is a predicted model, not a curated record. Lineage: Eukaryota; Apicomplexa; Conoidasida; Eucoccidiorida; Eimeriidae.